Messenger RNA from Aethalodelphis obliquidens (Pacific white-sided dolphin), 1203 nucleotides. It is a transcript of the gene EMC8, whose product is annotated as ER membrane protein complex subunit 8. Lineage: Eukaryota; Metazoa; Chordata; Mammalia; Artiodactyla; Delphinidae. Bases 262 to 894 code for a protein of 210 amino acids. The record is from RefSeq and is a predicted model, not a curated record. Gene Ontology annotation, cellular component: EMC complex. The transcript has 5 exons.
CUGGGAGACAGCUUUUCGGCGGCGCCCGGCGAGAGGCGCGAGGGGAGACUGACGUGAGCUCAUCGGUCUCUCCCGGGGGGAAGCCGGCGUCGAGAGGAGCCGAGCCCGAGCGGGGCCUGGCCUGUGGAGGCCUUCGCCAGCCGCGGGGCCGCGCCAGGCAGCCGCCGCCUCGUCCCACUUCUCCCCCGAGGCGCCGCACGGCCGGGCAGCGGAUCCAGGCCUCGGCCGGCGCCGGGCCUCCGGGGCCCUCCCGGGCUCAGCAUGCCCGGGGUGAAGCUGACCACCCAGGCCUACUGCAAGAUGGUGCUGCACGGCGCCAAGUACCCGCACUGCGCCGUCAACGGACUGCUGGUGGCCGAGAAGCAGAAGCCGCGCAAGGAGCACCUUCCUCUGGGCGGCCCGGGUGCCCACCACACCCUCUUCGUGGACUGUAUACCCCUCUUCCACGGCACCCUGGCCCUCGCUCCCAUGCUGGAGGUGGCCCUCACCCUGAUUGAUUCAUGGUGCAAAGAUAAUAGUUAUGUGAUUGCUGGUUAUUAUCAAGCUAACGAGCGAGUAAAGGAUGCCAGUCCAAACCAGGUUGCAGAAAAGGUGGCCUCCAGAAUCGCCGAGGGCUUCAGCGACACGGCUCUCAUCAUGGUAGACAACACUAAGUUCACGAUGGACUGCGUGGUACCCACAAUCCAUGUGUACGAACACCACGAAAACAAAUGGCGCUGCCGAGACCCUCACUACGAUUACUGUGAAGACUGGCCAGAGGCCCAGAGGAUCUCGGCAUCACUCCUGGAAAGCCGGUCCUAUGAAGCGCUCGUGGAUUUUGAUAAUCACCUGGAUGACAUUCGGAAUGACUGGACAAACCCAGAGAUCAAUAAAGCUGUUCUGCACCUGUGUUAGGGAGGGAUCUCAGUGACUGGCCUCUGGGCAUUUCCGCUACACUGAAGAAGAAAAGCUAUUUUUAAAUGUAAAUAAAAUCUCUCAUAGCCCGUGUGUCAAGCUGACAGUUUUCAGAAGUGGCACGUGCCUUGCAAGAGGGCACAGUGUCCCGUCAGUCGUCUUUCUAAUGCAGAGCCUUGAGAACAGGCACAGACUGUCCCACCUGACCAUCCCUGUGGAGUCCUUCCCAGUUGUACGUUGCUAUAAUGCUUUAAAUCAAAGCUAUUUCUGCUUGUCCGAGAUUGUUCCUAUUAAACGAUUUUAACCUUU